UUCAUUUCACUUUGAGCUUACAGAGUGGUGACAGCUUGCUAGACAGAGAGUUGAUCACUAGUACAGUAGUGAAAAUUAUGGGCACUAAAAUGAAAAAUGCAGAGACACUGCUGUCUUUGAAACAGUUUCACAUCUCUGAGGACUGUGGGUUCAUUCUUCCUGAACCUCUGACAGACCUUCCAGUAUACUACAAGCCCUGGAUGGACAUUGCCAGAAAUGUGCCAGAACUCAUCUCUUCCCAUUCUUUGCGCCUCAGAAUUCAUGAUAUGCCUCUGUUGGAGACUCAUUUGUUGCAGACUCAUCGUGAGCUGCGUUUGGCCCAUCUGGCUUUGAGCAUAAUGACUUCGGGUUAUGUGUGGCAGGAGGGAGAGAGAGAAACAGUAAAAGUGCUUCCACGGAAUCUGUCGGUGCCUUUUUGUGAAAUGUCUCAGAGACUGGGUCUGCCCCCGAUUCUCAUCCAUGCUGACACGGUCCUUGCCAACUGGAAGAAAAGAGAUCCAAAUGGACAUUUUUCCAUGGAGAACUUGGAUUUGUUGCUGACAUUGCCUGGUGGGGAAAGUGUAAGAGGAUUUUUUCUGGUGACACUGCUGGUUGAGUUGGCAGCUGUUCCUGGCCUGAAGUCUAUCAUUGAUGUCAUCAAUGGUGUCCAUGAUAAUGAUGUUGCUGUGGUCAUCAAAGCUCUGGAUGUUGUCAGUCAAGCCAUAGACAGCAUGAAACAGGCCCUUAAACUAAUGCAUGAAUAUGUAGAUCCCUCUAUAUUCUAUGGCAUUAUGAGGAUCUAUCUGUCUGGAUGGAAAGAUAACCCAUCAAUGCCAGAAGGUCUCGUGUAUGAGGGAGUUCAAGAGAAGGCGAUGGAGUUUUCAGGCGGCAGUGCCGCACAAAGUAGUAUCUUACACUGCUUUGAUGAGCUAUUGGGAGUCCAACAUGAAGGCAGCAGUGGGGCCUUCCUGAGAAGAAUGAGAGACUACAUGCCGCCCUCUCAUAAGCAGUUCAUUGAACACAUCUAUAGCCGCCUGUCUCUGCGCAGCUUUGUGCUCCAGCAAGCGGAUGAGCAUCUAACACAGUCAUUUGAGCAGUGUGUGGCUCGCUUGGUGGACUUUCGGAAUUACCACAUUAACAUUGUCACCCGUUACAUCACUAUCCCGGCCUCCCGUGCCAAACAGCUCCGUGCCAGCAAGCAGGGUUUGGCCGAGGAGCUGGAUACGAUCAGAAAAGCACCCACAGCACUGGAGGAAAGAGGAACUGGAGGGUCAGGGAUUAUGACCUUUCUGAAGACAGUGCGUGAUGAAACCAAAGACACUACUAUCACACAGUGUACUAAUGGGAACCAAGUUUUGCCAGACUCAUCUGUGACAGAUAUACACAAGGCUGCAUCUGAGCUCACAAUAGAAUGAUGAUAGCAGCAAAGUAUUAUCACCAAUGUAAAGUAAAAUCAUGCACUACAGUAAAAGUGUUUUUAGGUCAAAACAUAAUUUAGGGUGAGAUUACACAUACAGACAGCAGUACUUCCCAUUCAUUGUAAAACAAACACACCACACAGAGAGACUAAACACUAUCUAAUUAAACAAUCCAGAUUUUAUACACAUAAAGAAUAUGACACUAUAUAAGAAAAUAUAACUAUGUUGGUUGUUUCAUUGAUAAACUUUCACACAAAACCAAAGGCUUCUGAAAACAUAAACUCCUGUCUGUGUGCAUAUUUGAGAUGACAAAUAAUCCUGAUUUAAAGGGUUAUCCAAGGUUAAAACUAAAUUUAAGUCAGCUGAAGUCAACAUGAAUUAUUUUUUAACCCAUUAAAAAAUUUCAAUGCAUUUCACUUAAGUAAAUGUCUAAUAUGUGCUAUAAAUAAAUAAUUUCAUGAAUAAAUAAGAGAACUGUCGAGUUGAGUUGGAGGCUUGGACAAUAUUUUAGACAAUACUAUCUAAAACACAGGUGUCAAACUCAGUUCCUGGAGGGAUGCAGCAUUUAGUUCCAACCCUGCUCCAACACACAUACCAUGUAGUUCCUUAUGCCUUAUGCAGGCAUAAGGCAGAUCAGUUGUCCUCUGGCAUCCCGUCACCUGUGGAGGUAAAAGCCCAAUCUACCUGGAGUAUGAUGACCUCCAAGGCCUUAUUCUUGGGUGUUUCCCUGCAGGACAUUUGUGAUGAGGCAAGCUGGUCCACUCUGCACAAAUUUGUACGGUUCUAUAACCUGGGCCUGGCCUCUACCCCAGGAUCCCAAGUCUUCUUAUCUUAGAAGUGCUCACCUUAUACACACCUGACAGGGACUUGUUAGUAUGGCACAGUGGGCAUUCUCGUACCCAAAGCGUUCAGGUGCAGGUCAAGUUCCCUGAAUGUCUAAGGUUAUGUGUAACCCGAGAAGCUUUAUACCCAUGUAGUCAUAUGAUUUCAGAGAGAGAUAAUAGUGCACUUUGUGUCAAAAUUGUAUUAAUGACCCCUCAUGAAAUAUGUUCAUUUAAAACGUGAAAGUAAACAUGGUGAUCAAGGGUUGUUUUUAAUUAAAGUUUUUACAUAGGCUUACAGUUGAAGAAACUUCACAUACAACAGAAAAAAUGUUUCGAGAUGACUGUGUUAUUAAAAAAAUGAAAGAUUUUCACAUAUUGUUAGUUUCAGAAGUGGUAAAGUGUGUUUCUAAAACAAUGCGGCAGACACAAGCAUGAGCAUUAAACAUAUCAAACAGUA
Molecule: messenger RNA, 2678 nt
Organism: Labeo rohita (rohu)
Lineage: Eukaryota; Metazoa; Chordata; Actinopteri; Cypriniformes; Cyprinidae
Product: indoleamine 2,3-dioxygenase 2
Exons: 10
Coding region: 78-1394 (438 amino acids)
Biological process (GO): 'de novo' NAD+ biosynthetic process from L-tryptophan
Cellular component (GO): cytoplasm
Molecular function (GO): metal ion binding; heme binding; indoleamine 2,3-dioxygenase activity
Source: RefSeq, a predicted model, not a curated record